Messenger RNA from Aphanomyces invadans, 427 nucleotides. RefSeq lists its product as hypothetical. Lineage: Eukaryota; Oomycota; Saprolegniomycetes; Saprolegniales; Verrucalvaceae. Bases 70 to 399 code for a protein of 109 amino acids. Gene Ontology annotation, molecular function: calcium ion binding. The transcript has a single exon. The record is from RefSeq and is a predicted model, not a curated record.
CAAGUUCAACGGGACUUCACAAUUCGCCGCGAUCGGUGCACUGAGCCCACGACCCGCCCACCAACGACGAUGAACCAAAUCAAAACUACCAUGGACGACUGCAUUGCCGACAUGUGGAAAGCGCUGGACCCGCACGGCAAGGGCGUCCUCGAGAAACGAGCCGCGCAGUACGUGGUCAACGUGCUGACGGUAGCAAUCGAAAACCAUGGCGGCCAAGUGGAGCCGUUCGACUUCGACAACGACUUUGACGAGUUUGACACGGAUGGCGACGGCAUGCUCUGCCAAACCGAGAUGCGGUCGUUCGUCGAGCAAGUGAUGGGGAUCCCCCUGAUAUCGUACUUUCGCUUUGGAGGACCGAUGCUCACGGCCGACCGCCGCCAAUGCAUCGAAUCCCUUUAACUUAUCAACUAAUAUCUCCAGGCUGUAC